AUGGUCGUCGCUCCCCACGAUCCGUUGAAGAGCGACGAGGCAAAGGAUGCCGGGUGGGAGGCCGGCAAGGGAGGUCUUAUCGGAGCAGCCAAAUGGGGUGCUGGAGCGGCGAUCCUGGGGAGCGCCGCCUUCUUCUGGUCUCCGGUCUACCGCAAAACCACCAUUCAGUUCAAAGUUUAUGUUCAAAUGUCAGCCAUGGUCCUCGGCGGCAUGAUCGAGGCAGAUCAACGUCUGAGGCAGUAUGAAGCUCAGGUGAGAGCUCAGAGGAGGUGGCUCAGAGAAAAGGCAAAGUGGGACAGGUACGAGCAAGAAAUUGCACAGAACAAUGGUAAAUAA
Trichoderma aggressivum f. europaeum is the source of this 336-nucleotide messenger RNA. RefSeq lists its product as uncharacterized. NCBI's taxonomy places the organism in Eukaryota, Fungi, Ascomycota, Sordariomycetes, Hypocreales, Hypocreaceae. The transcript is spliced from 2 exons. The coding region runs from base 1 to 336 and encodes 111 amino acids. The record is from RefSeq and is a predicted model, not a curated record.